AUGGAUAUAGGCGUUCGAGGCAAGGAGCUCACUGAAACUUUGAAAGUGACUCAACAAAGGCGAUUUCAAACCGUUAAAAAUAAGGAAAAUGGGUCGUAUUUGAACUCAAGCCAGGAGACGUCGAACGCCAUUUUUUCACGUGCGAACAACUGUUCUAAAGGUCCAAUACGACAACCAAAGCGCAGAAAAUUGUGGUGUAAGCCCUGCCAUCCAUCAACUUCAACGGCCUCACCGAAUAUUCAUGACACGAAGCUAAUGGUGUGGAUCUGGUGGGAUCAGCUCGGGUUGAUCUCCUAUGAACCACUCCAGUCUAACGAAACCAUCAGUGGUGAACGUUACCAUCAGCAGUUGAUUCAACACUACACCGCUCGUUCACAUGUUGGAAAAAUCGUUCGAAGGAAUUUUGAAGACGCUUCAAUUGGAUAUCCUACCCCAUCCGCAUCCAUAUUCAUCAGACGUUCCCUCUUCCCACCACUACCUGUUCUGGUCGAUGACUUAUGGGCUCAUCUGGCCGAACAGCACUUCACUUCCUGCGAAGAAGCCAAAAAUUGGAUCGAUUCCUGA
This is a messenger RNA of Necator americanus (New World hookworm), 564 nucleotides long. RefSeq lists its product as uncharacterized. The transcript has 4 exons. The record is from RefSeq and is a predicted model, not a curated record. NCBI's taxonomy places the organism in Eukaryota, Metazoa, Nematoda, Chromadorea, Rhabditida, Ancylostomatidae. Bases 1 to 564 code for a protein of 187 amino acids. Gene Ontology annotation, molecular function: nucleic acid binding.